AUGGAGCCCACAAGAGACUAUCCACUGUUCGGGGGCGCCUUCUCCACUAUCCUCCCCCCAGGGGCCAUUGAUGUCAGUGAGCUCCGGCCGGUUCCGGACAAUCAGGAAGUUUUCUGCCAUCGCGCGACGGACCAGAGUCUGAUCGUGGAACUUCUGGAGCUGCAGGCCCACGUGCAGGGCGAAGAGGCUGCGAUAUACCACUUUGAGGACAUUGGUGGAGUGCAAGGGGCUAGGGCUGCGCAUGUGGACGCUGUGCGGCCCCUCCCUUUGGAGAACCUGGCCUUGAGGGAUUGCUGUCAUGAGGCCUGGGUCCUCUCUGGCAAGCAGCAGGUGGCUAAGGAAAACCAUCAGGUAGCAAAGGAGGUGACACUACACCAGGCCUUGCUGCGGCUGACUCAGUACCAGACCGAUCUCCUCCUCACCUUCAAUCAGCCCCCUCCUGAGAACAGGUCAUCUCUUGGCCCUGAAAAUUUGUCACCCCCACCAUGGAGCCUGGGUGACUUUGAACAGCUGGUGACCAGUUUGACCCUUCACGAUCCCAACAUCUUUGGUCCCCAGUAA
Molecule: messenger RNA, 561 nt
Organism: Chrysochloris asiatica (Cape golden mole)
Lineage: Eukaryota; Metazoa; Chordata; Mammalia; Afrosoricida; Chrysochloridae
Gene: RANGRF
Product: RAN guanine nucleotide release factor
Exons: 5
Coding region: 1-561 (186 amino acids)
Biological process (GO): protein import into nucleus; regulation of membrane depolarization; regulation of sodium ion transmembrane transporter activity
Cellular component (GO): nucleus
Molecular function (GO): small GTPase binding; guanyl-nucleotide exchange factor activity; sodium channel regulator activity
Source: RefSeq, a predicted model, not a curated record